Camellia sinensis is the source of this 2633-nucleotide messenger RNA. RefSeq names its product protein CORTICAL MICROTUBULE DISORDERING 6. NCBI's taxonomy places the organism in Eukaryota, Viridiplantae, Streptophyta, Magnoliopsida, Ericales, Theaceae. The record is from RefSeq and is a predicted model, not a curated record.
UCCUUAUACCCAAACAGGGCAUAACGGUUUUUCUUCUUCCUUUCCUUUUCCUUUCCCCUUCCCGCCUCGCACGGCGAUUUCGUCGGUUCAAAACCCUAACUCCCAACAAAGCGCAGAUGUGUGAUUCCACAACUUGAUUCAGAACCACCGAUUCUCAUCAAUCGCUCUUCUUUCGGAUCUCUCAUCCCAAUUCUGGUUUCGUAGCCACUCAGUGUAAUGAAAAAUGGCUUCUUUGAAGUCUGGGGUUCUCACAAAACUUCUUGAAGACAUGAAUGUAGAUGAUGAAAAGGGGUUGGAAGAUGUUCGAAAACCCGUGUUGUUGCAAAUUAGAAGCAUAAUUCCUGUGUUGGAAGAAGGUGAUUUUUGGCCUAAUAAAGGGUUUUACUUGAAAGUUUCAGACUUGUCUCACGCCAUGUAUGCCUCGCUGCCUCGCGAACAAGAUGAAAUGAUUUUGAGCAACAUUUUGCAACUUGGGCAGUUCAUAUAUGUGCAGAAGUUGGAGGCUGCUUACCCGGUUCCAUUGCUUAGAGGUGUAAUGCCUGUCCCAGGUCGACGUCCUUGUGACGGAACUCCAGAAGAUAUCUUGCCUGUCACUAAUUUGGUCAAGUUUCUUGAAGCAUCUCAUACCGAGUCAAUAAAGGAUAAGGGUGUUAUUUUUGAGAAGAAGACUCUGAUUUGUGGGUUAUCGGAUUCAGAGUCUUUAUUGGAAAAGAGUACUGAUGGUGAGGAGAAAAUGAAUUGUAGAAUGUUGCGUUCUUUGAGUGCUUCAAAAGCUCGUUCAAGUGAGCAGAGAAGGGGAUUGAAUUACAUCACUAAAGGAUGUGAUGAUGAUAAGAGAAGUUCAGAUGAUUUGGGGGGAUUCCAAAGAAUUGAGCCAAGUUCUUUCCACAAUGAUACUACUGAUUCUGACAGUCCAAAGUCAUGUGUGUCAUCCACGCAGAUAUCAAAGAGACGAAGCUGGAAUUCAACAGAACUUUUGGAUGUUAAGAAAAUUUUUGACUCUUCAGUUGCCAGGCAAGGAACAAGACCAAGGGCACGUAGUCGCAGUGCUUGUGUUUCGCCCAUUCGCUCCAUGAGGUACGACAGCUCUGAUGACAAUUCUACCUCUACAACAAGAAGACGAGUUAUGGGUUCAACUACAAAAUCAUUUAAAAGUACCAACAGAAGCAAGACCAUUGCUCCAAAGAUAAACUGUGAGGAGACCUCACAUCCAGAAGCAAUGUGCUGCGCAGUCAGUGAUAGGAAAGAGGCAGAGAGUAUAAUUUCAUGGGACUCUCUCCCCUCAAGCCUAGCGAAGCUUGGAAAGGAUAUGGUAAGAAACAAAGAUGUUGCUGUGCUUGCUGCUGUUGAGGCUUUGCAAGAGGCUUGUGCUGCUGAGAAAUUGAUCAAAUGCCUAAGCACAUAUUCAGAGUUCCAAUCAUAUAAAGGGGAUGAUCCGCAACCAUUCAUUGAUAAGUUUUUCGAUCUCCAAGAUGACUUGGCUCAAACCAGACAAAUAGUUCAGUCACUAACAAAUAUUAGUCCACUUAAAACGUCAGAUACAGACAUUAACAGCAUGGGUUCAGUCAAGGAAGUCUUGAAUCUAGCAGUCGAAAGAAAGAAAAAUGCAACUUCAUGGAUCAAAUCAGCUAUGGCAUUUGAUCUUUCCCCAUGCUUAUCCUCUCUCAGAUCCACGAGUACAACAGAGAGUCCUAACACCGCGAAAAAGUCAGUCACAGCUAGUCAAGUCACCAAACCUAAGAUGGCAUGUAUAGUUAGGAAGCUGAGGAAGAACUGUGAGUUUGCAGUUGGAUUGACAUCUGAAAAGGAUAAUCCGCUGGAGUGGGCACGGGGGAGUACUUUGUGCAGAGCUGCUGACUUGGCCAAUGCUUUGCAGGAUGAAAGCCGGAGAUCAUUUAUGGGUUAUGUUGAGAAAUUUUUAGCCGAGGUUGAGAGCAAAACAUCUUCAAUAGAUUCAGAUAGCAAGAUAGCUGGGAUGAUGUAUCAGAUCAAGAGAGUGAAUGACUGGUUAGAUGCUGUCAACAAAGAGACCAGUUGUGAAACUAAUGGGAGCAAAGAGGGGUCUCCCACAUUGGAGGAUUAUGAAAUGGAAGCUUGCGGAAGGGUGAGGAGCAAAAUAUACAAGGUCCUACUGAAGCAUGUUGAGAGGACUGCCAUGGCUUUGGAAAACAUAAAUGCAGCUGGUCAAGAUUGAGCAUUGGAGAUUGUCACAGAAAAUAAAUUUUUUUUUUUAAAAUUUUUAUUCUAAAUGACAAGUAAUCCCUUCAAAGUAGGGCCAUGUUUGGGGGAACCUAGGAUAUCGGGAGCCACCAACAAGCUGUAAUAGGUAUCGGGUAAGAUAAGGCAUUGCCAAUGAUAGUAGGUAAUCAAUACUAUAAGUAGGUGAUCAGUAAUAAAUCUGAUUACAAUUCUUAGGUUUGUAUGCAAAAUGUAUAAGGUGUGAAUACAUAUUUGUUCAUCUUCAAAAAUUUUUCCUAUCCUGUACAGAUGCAGCUGAUUCAUUUGCUGUUUGGUAAUAUUCUUUCUGCUUGCAGCUUGUCUAGGAUUGUUUUAGGAAAAAAUCUACGAAAGUUAUUAUGACUUUUUCAGUGAAAUGCAUGGUGUUAUGCCCAUUUGUGGUAAAACUUAGUGAA